Molecule: messenger RNA, 1087 nt
Organism: Musa acuminata subsp. malaccensis (wild Malaysian banana)
Lineage: Eukaryota; Viridiplantae; Streptophyta; Magnoliopsida; Zingiberales; Musaceae
Source: RefSeq, a predicted model, not a curated record
CUGAAGUUAAAAUAAAUAAUUCAAAUGGAUGUGAUCAACUUCAGUUUCGGCUUUCCAUGUCAUCUAUGAUCAAUCUGAUUCAAUGAAGUUGUUCUAGGCGACAACAUCAUAAUGAUCUUUAUGUCGUAGUGCUCUAAGAAUAAGCAAUGGGUCCCUCUAUUCUGAUAUUUAUUGAUGCAUACUGCACGUGGCAGGCAAGUAGAGAAACACUUCUGUGCCUUUGGAAUCUGUUCCACCCACCUCUGAUAGAUAGAGAAGAAUUGAUACUCAUGCACUGCAGUGUUCUUUCUUGAUCAAAACAGUAAUCAAUUCAUUAGGAAGACCAAUAAAUACUAUGCCCAAAACAGCUUAUGCUUUCCUUUUUCCCUCAUCAACCAUGUGAGAUAUCUGUAUCUUCAAGGAACAGCAUUUUGUGAGAUGCAUGAUGGCUCAAGAGUUGCCCAUGAAGGAAGGGUGCAAGGAAAACUAACUGAAGAAGAAGGCAAAGGAGAAUCAUGCAACCCAACCCUCCUGGCUUCACUCAGAAUCAGAUUCUACAGCACAAAGACUCAGAAAGAAGAAACAGAGAAGGAAUCCACCCAUAAAUAUAUCCCACUUUCAGCUUUAUAGCUUCCCUUUUCAAGCAUCUUCUCUUCUCCCACUUCUCCCCCUGCCACAAGCCAUUUCUGCUUGAUGUCACACAAACACCAGUUCAUCUGCAUGACUAUGAGAAUGAACAUCGACUGCGAUGGCUGCUACCGAAAGAUCAGGAGAGCUCUUCUGCAAAUGCAAGGUUAUAUGUUGGAACUCUUCAUGACGACAGAGUUGGAGAGCCAUUUGAUCGAGAGGAAGCAGUGCAGGGUCAGCGUGUGCGGGUCGUUCGUCCCCCAGGAUAUGGCGAUCAAGAUCAGGAGGAAGACGAAUCGACGGGUGGAGAUCUUGGAGAUCAAGGAAGUGGAGGCAAGCCAUGAUGGCGGCACAGAUCCCAAACCCCCCUCAUGAAUUAUAGCCGAUCCCAAACCCUCGUAUAAUGCAUACCAGACACAUGGUAAGGUGUAAUAUUUCCUUGAAAGAAGGAUCAUUGCUAUCAGCUCCUAGUUUCUGGACA